AUGUUCUCCGUUACGUCAAGAAAGACCCCCCUUCCACCAUCUCAUUCUGCCGUAGUCGUCAGGUCUCUCCUCAACGUCACGCCAGAAGAACGAGAGGAGAUUCUCAAAGAUGUCGAAUAUAAUGUCUUUGCUUUCCCCGCGGGACUUAUUACCUGCGACUACCUUUCGGACUCUGGUGCUUCGGCGAUGACGGACGUCCAAUGGGCAGCUUUGAUGAGGGGUGAUGAAAGUUAUGGCCGCAAUUGGGGGUAUUAUUGCCUUCUGGAAGCUUUCCGAGAUACUUUCGAGAGAGGGGAUAAUCAAGACCGAGCAUUUCAGAGUAUACUAACAGGAACGGCUGACAGCAAGUUCUACCGCUCUAAACUCCUCGUACCAUACGAGGAUGGGUUCGUGAAUGGUGGAUCUCACCAGCUUGAACGGCCCAAUUUUUUCAUUGUCCCACAGGGUCGCUGUGCUGAAGCCCUACUAUUUUCCACUUUAGGGGGUGUGCUUGCAGGGGAAUCUCAGACGAAAGGAUCUAACCGAGUAAUCAUAAGCAACGGCUUUUUCGACACAACUGGCGCUAAUGCUACUGUGGCUGGAUUCGAACUACAAACUUUCACCCAACCCGGGCUCAGUGACCCAUUUCCUCAGGGGCUCAUCGGAAAGUCCAACAAGUUCAAGGGAAACUUAGACAUAACUGCUACCGAGAACUUCUUGGAUGAGAACCCAGGACGAGUGUCUCUAAUAGUGAUGACCAUCACAAAUAAUUGGGCUGCUGCACAACCUGUUUCAAUGGCCAAUAUCCGAGAUGCUUCUUUGUUGGCCAAGCGAAAUGAAAUACCCUUCUUUUUCGACGCGUGUCGAUUCGCGGAGAAUGCUAUGUUCGUCCGCGAUUGUGAGACAGGGUACUCCGAUAAAACAAUCCCUGAGAUUGUGAAGGAGAUGUUCUCUUAUGUUGACGGGUUCACCAUAAGUCUGAAGAAAGAUGGCUUGUCGAAUAUGGGUGGUGUCCUAUGUUUCCGCGAUAAGGGGCUAUUGGCGCGGAAGUAUGAAGGUAUCGGGCUUCAAUUGAAGGAGCGUCAGAUACUUCUGUACAGAAACGACUCUUACGACGCAAUGAGCGGUCGUGACCUUAUGGCAGCAGCAGCAGGUCUCUAUGAAGGUACCAAGGAGUAUUAUCUGCGCAACCGCAUAUCCCAAGUUCAAUCCUUCGCACAGAAACUCCUAGCGAAUGGAAUUUCCGUUCUAUCACCCCCGGGAGGCCACGCUGUCUAUCUUGAUAUGGACGAGUUCUUCUACGGUUGUGACAGGAAGUUAGAUGGCUUCGCCUCCGUUGGAUUUACUCUAGAAUUGAUCAAAGACUACGGCAUUCGUGCAGCGGAAGUAGGUCCCUUUGGUUGGGAAUGGGAUAAGAAGUCACCAGAAGAACGGAAGAAGAUCCCUAACCUUGUUCGUUUCGCCGUGCCACGCCAGGUAUCCUCAGAUCAGCAUAUCGACUAUACGGUCGCUGCGAUAAAGGAGUUGUACAACCGGAGGCAUACGAUACCUAACGUAGAGAUUUCAAGAGGCAAGAACAUGCGACUCCGACACUUCCAAUGCGGAUUGAAACCAGUCCCAGUUGAAAGCGGUAUCAAUGGGACAUACUACAGCGAAGCUAAGCGCCAGAUAUCACAUCUUUCUCGAGCUACUGGGCAAGACGAAACAGCCAAAGAGCAGUUACUCGAUGCGCUACGGUUAUCGAUGGGCACCUGGGGUCAAUAUUCAAUACCCGAGGAACCAGGCGUAUCGGGAUGGUUGUCCAACGUCAGCAACGAUGGCGCUCCUUUCGAAUACUCAGUACAGAUAGACCAAAGGACCGGCAAAGCACAGCUACGAUUCCUAGUUGAAGCCCAGCCAGAAGGAAACACCCUAACGCAGCUUCGGCAGAGCACAAUGUACCUAAACGCGGAUGUCGCACAACAUUACGGCACAACCGUCUCCCUCAGCCGCUUUGGUCUUAUAUAUGAUUUAUUUAUCCCCUCUAACCCAGAAGGAAAAUUCGUCGCAUGGCACAGUUGCGCGCUCGCAAAGGGUGGUCCGGAUUGGAAGAUUUAUCUCAACCCAGCUGCAUCCGGACAAGACGAAGCUUUAUCUGUGACCCGAAAAGCGUUCAAACGUCUCGGCCUGGAAAGCUCGUGGGACUUACUGGAAAGAAUUAUGACGCCUAAUGACUCUAUCAGAUACUUCUCGCUCGAUCUAUCGGACGAUGAAGAUGCUCGCGUCAAAGUGUACGUCGCACAUCCCGACGCGAGCGCAUCCGAAAUUGCGCGGAAGAAUAUGACUAUCUGUCCAGACACGUCUUCAUAUGAAAUCGAGCGGUUCUUUGACGUUAUGGCCGGCGGAUCGCUGGGACCCUAUAACUCGAAGUCGGUACUAUCUUGUUUCGCGUUCACAAGUAAAGCACCCAAUAAGCCUAUCGGAACGGUGCAUUUCCCCAUAGUAUCGCACGUGAAGCAUGAUGGCGAAGUUCAGGAGCGGGUUGAAAAAUAUUUAAACGCGAUAUCUGCGCCUACAGCCUACCGCGAGAAGUACAGAGGAAUAGUCGGUGCGGUACAGCGCAGACCUUUGGAUCAGGGACGUGGGAUACAUGCUUGGGUCAGUUUGAAGCAAGAUUCUAAGGGUGUGUCUAAUACGUUCUACGUAUCUCCGGAGUUAUUUGGGACUAUUAAAUCCUAG
This is a messenger RNA of Hypoxylon trugodes, 2697 nucleotides long. RefSeq names its product beta-eliminating lyase. Gene Ontology annotation, biological process: amino acid metabolic process; alkaloid metabolic process. NCBI's taxonomy places the organism in Eukaryota, Fungi, Ascomycota, Sordariomycetes, Xylariales, Hypoxylaceae. The transcript has 3 exons. The record is from RefSeq and is a predicted model, not a curated record. Gene Ontology annotation, molecular function: lyase activity; transferase activity, transferring alkyl or aryl (other than methyl) groups. Bases 1 to 2697 code for a protein of 898 amino acids.